Lolium rigidum is the source of this 1104-nucleotide messenger RNA. RefSeq lists its product as uncharacterized. Lineage: Eukaryota; Viridiplantae; Streptophyta; Magnoliopsida; Poales; Poaceae. The coding region runs from base 70 to 720 and encodes 216 amino acids. The record is from RefSeq and is a predicted model, not a curated record. The transcript has 2 exons.
UCCUCCUUCUCAAGUACACGCGGCCAGUCCGUCGUCGCCUUCUCCAUCUUCUCGUCUCGCGCGCCGGCCAUGCUGCAGGCGGGCUCGGAGCGGCGGUUACUACCGGCGGGGAGCAUGUGGGUGCCGGGGAUGAGCCUGCAGCCGGCGCCGUACGGGGGCGCGUCUCCGUCGGCGAGGGCGCUGGAGAUCGCGCGGAGGCGGGACGAGAUGCUCGGGAUGCUGCACGGCCUCCCCGAGUCCGACUACGAGCUCUCCCUCACCGACCUCGUCGAGAAGACCGCCGGUGGCCUGCCCCUUCCGCCGCCGCUGCCGCCGAGCCCGAGCGAGAGGAAGGAGCCGAUCCCGAGCCCCCUGGGGAGGCCGGGUUGGCCGUCCGACCAGCAGACGGCGGCGAAGACGGAGAGGCGGGGCUCCUCGAGAAGGCGGAGCGAGAGCGGGAGCGGGAGCGCGAGGAGCAGCUUCCGCAGCAGCAGCGACAGCGUCCUCCUCAACUUCUACAUGCCCCGCUCCAUCACCCGCAGCUUCACCGCCCCGCGCGCCGGCGGCCGCGGGCCAUCGGUCCCCGCCAGGGCCGCCGUCGUUCCCGACGACUCCAACAAGAGGGAGAGAGACAGCGACUCCGUCAAGUGCUGGCCGAUGAUGCCGUGGGACCGGCGGUGGCGGAAGUCCAGCCGGCGGGACGCGGCCGGCGGCGAGUUUGAGGCAAUCCUAAAGAACUAAUCUGCUCCCGAAGAAAAGUCUCAAGACUCUGACGUCGUCCAUGAAAACGAACGCAGGUCUGACGAACUCUGGGUGUGCUCACACGUGUUUGGGGUUCUGUACAUACUUCAUACGCGAUACGGUUUGGCUGUUUAGUUUCUAGUGGUACGAGUGUAGUAUACGAGGUCCGAAAAGGACUCUUAUCUUCUGGACUGAUUGUGUGUAUAGAACCAAUAUAUGCUAGUUUGCCUUCCCUGCCAUGCAAUGCAACAUAAUUUGACAACCAAGAGAUCAAAGUGGGGGUAUUAUCUAUCCCCUGCAACAUUCGACCAGAAAAGCAUGUGAAUGUUCCGGUCAUAACUGUGAUUCUUGUUCCCUAAAAAAAACUGUGAUUCUUGUGUGUUU